UUAGUCACGUAUUCUACUGUUGCAUAAUCACGGGCGGCUCACUUCACAACGACACUCUUCCUCUACCUGAGUAGUGUCGAAGAAAGUUUACGUAAUGCUAAACAUUUUAAAUCUCCCUCGUGGCUCCUAUGAGAUAUUUGGCUUUUUUGUCUGUUUUCGAACAUUGUACUAUGCUCUGAAAAAUUAUGCGCCUACACCAUCUGGACUGAAAUCAUCACCUCCGAGAAAAACCUGGCUGUACCAAAAUAUAUCUGUGUCAUUUGUACACUCCUUCAUUUCAGCUAUUUUAUCAGUCUACUGCUUUUUUGACGAACCAGCGAUGUUGACAAAUAUGCUCACGGCAUGGAGUUAUACAGCCUUUUACCUAAUUACCUUCUGUACUGGAUAUUUUAUUCAUGAUUUCUUUGAUAUGCUGAUGUAUGAUGCCAGUAAUUCUGUGAGUCUUCUCCUACACCACAUAGUGGUAUGCAUGGCCUUUUCUAUUGCAGUUUUCAGCAAAAUGUACAUCGCCUUUGCAGUUUGUUCUCUUUUAAUGGAAGUCAACAGUGUCUUCCUACAUUUUAGACAAUUGUUGAACCUUCAUGGAGUUAGCAAAACUUGUCUGUUGUACCGAGUAGUGCGUAUUGUUGUGUUAAUGACAUUUGUGUGCUUCCGAUUCCUUACCUCUGCAUGGAUGACGAAUUUUGUCAUACAGCAUCGCAAUGACUUACCAUUUACACAUUUCUUAUUUUCUGCAACUGGUAUGGCUAUUAUCUCAGGGCUCAAUAUUCAAAUAUUUAUGGCAUUUUGGCGAGCAGAAUUUAAACCCAACCAAAAUAAGCAGAGAGACCAUUAAAUCCUCAGCUUACCACAACAUUUAUUGUCCAACACAGUUCAGAAUUUUAGGUUUAAUAAUUACAAUUCAAACUGACUAAAAUGAAACACAGUUUCCCAGACUUGCAGGGAAUCAUGUGUGUUUCAUUUUAGUCAGUUUGAAUUGUAUUUCGCUCUACACUCAUGUGUAUUGAGUACUUUCUAGCAGCAUUUACGAAAAUUUCCCACAACAAGGUUUAAUAAUUAUAUUAUGAAUAAAUUGGUGUUACAGUG
This is a messenger RNA of Stylophora pistillata, 1086 nucleotides long. Its product is annotated as TLC domain-containing protein 2. NCBI's taxonomy places the organism in Eukaryota, Metazoa, Cnidaria, Anthozoa, Scleractinia, Pocilloporidae. The record is from RefSeq and is a predicted model, not a curated record. Gene Ontology annotation, biological process: membrane assembly; regulation of membrane lipid distribution; phospholipid homeostasis. Gene Ontology annotation, cellular component: plasma membrane.